This is a messenger RNA of Coffea eugenioides, 3876 nucleotides long. Its product is annotated as probable serine/threonine protein kinase IRE. Gene Ontology annotation, biological process: peptidyl-serine phosphorylation; intracellular signal transduction. Gene Ontology annotation, molecular function: protein serine/threonine kinase activity; ATP binding. The transcript is spliced from 17 exons. NCBI's taxonomy places the organism in Eukaryota, Viridiplantae, Streptophyta, Magnoliopsida, Gentianales, Rubiaceae. The coding region runs from base 1 to 3504 and encodes 1167 amino acids. The record is from RefSeq and is a predicted model, not a curated record.
AUGUCGACUGCAGAUAAUCCGGACCCCAGAAAACCUUCCAACUCCAAGACCACCGCCAAUUAUUCGACAUCUGACCGGAAUGACUCCCCGCUGACACCCUCGAUCUCCAAGCUAAGAAAGAUUCCUCCCAUCCCCCUCCGCCAUAGAGUUGAAACUGCAGAUGAUGAUGAUGGUGAUGAUGACCACCGUGAAAUUGACGAGUCUACAAGUGAAGACGACGACGAUUCACCAGUUAUUGACGCUUCGAUUUUGGGCCUCAAUCACAUACGAACCCGCUCCGCUCCGCUGCCUCUUAAGUCCUUGAAUUCGAUUGAGACACCUUCCAGUUCAGGCCGUCAUCCCCAAAACAACAAGAGCAACAAAGGCAAAAGAGUUCACUGGAGUCAAUCGAAAUCUCUUAGGGCUCCAUCACCUCGCAGGUCAGGGGUAGAGAGUCAUCAUGCAGCCUUUGCCAAAGAAAUGCAAUCCCCACGAUUCCAGGCUAUAUUGCGUCUUACAAGUGGUCGUAGGAAAAGAGUGCCAGAUAUCAAGAGCUUCUCCCAUGAAUUGAAUUCGAAAGGAGUCCGAGCAUUGCCAUUUUGGAAAUCACGCGCAUUUGGGCGCAUGGAAGAAAUCAUGGUACUGAUUCGAGCAAAAUUUGAUAAGUUAAAGGAAGAAGUUAACUCUGAUUUGGGUAUUUUUGCUGGAGAUUUGGUUGGCAUACUUGAGAAUACGUCAGACUCUCAACCUGAAUGGAAAGAAGGUUUGGAAGAUUUAUUGGUAGUUGCCAGGCAAUGUGCAAAGAUGUCACCCAAUGAAUUUUGGCUGAACUGUGAAGGCAUUGUUCAGAAAUUAGAUGAUCGCCGGCAAGAGCUUCUGAUGGGAAAGUUGAAACAAUUCCAUACCCGCCUUUUGUUCAUACUCACUCGUUGUACUCGGCUUGUGCAGUUUCAAAAAGAAAGUGGCUAUGAAGAAGACCACAUUUUUGCUGCUCACCAGCUUAGUGACCUUGGGGUCUAUCCAGAACGACUUUUUGGGGGUGUCAACCAAGAGAUAAGUAGCAUAAACAGGCAAUCUGACAAAGCAAUUGUACAUGACAAGGAAGAACUGAGCACUGAGCAUGAUCAGGUAGAUGAAUUUUGUGGCAGUAAAAUAGAAAAUCUGGAGGUUAGUACAGCCAAAAGUGUUGCUUCUUCUACUGGAAGCUAUAGAAUGUCAUCAUGGAAGAAGCUUCCAUCUGCAGCAGAAAAAAACCGCAAAGUCCAGGGUUCUGUUGACUCCACUCCCAAGGAGAAGUCUGAUCACCUACAACAUAGAGAAGAAACAGAUAGUUUGGAAAAUCCUGGCAUUCCAGUCAUUCAUCCUGAACAAUCAGACGAAUCCCUGAAAGGACAAAAAGUGACUUGUGUAGACUGGGAUCAACAAAACCUAACCUAUGAAGAUUCAUUCAUCUGCCGCAUAUGUGAGGUGGAAAUACCAACUGUUCAUGUAGAACAGCACUCAAGAAUAUGCACUAUUGCUGAUAGAUGUGAUUUAAAAGGUUUAACAGCGAAUGAAAGACUUGUAAGAGUUGCUGAAACUCUUGAAAGAAUACUGGAAUCAUGGACACCGAAAAGCACAGAAGCUGGGGUGGGAAGCCCUGAUGUUCUAGAAGUUUCUACUUCGAGUAUGCCAGAAGAGUUGGACCCCUUGUCUCCAAAGCAGAACCACUUAACUUGCAGAUGUUCAGUAGACAUGCCAGAUUGUGCAUCUGAGUCUGAUAUCGGGGAUAGCUACAAUAAUUUUCCAGACAUUUCAUGCGAAAUGAACUCCAUAAUACCUUUUGGUAAGAAGGCCUCAUCAAUUGGGAGUUUGACACCUCGAUCACCUCUGGUAACUCCACGGAGAAGCCAAAUUGAGCUGCUGCUCAGUGGACACAAAACCAUAUCUGAGCAUGAGAGUUAUAAGCAAAUAAACAAGCUCUUGGAAAUUGCUCGAUGUGUAGCCAAUGUAAACAAUACUGAUUAUAGCACCUUGGAAUAUAUGCUUGACCGUCUGGAAGACCUAAAAUAUGUCAUUCAAGACAGAAAGGUGGAUGCUCUUAUUGUUGAGACAUUCGGGAGACGUAUUGAAAAAUUGCUGCAGGAGAAAUAUGUAUCUCUAUGUGGGCAGAUUGAGGAUGGAAAGGCAGAAUUAUCAAACAUGAUUGCUGAUGAUGAUAGUUCGAUUGAUGAUGAUACAAUACGGAGUUUGCGUACAAGCCCUAUUAAUCAAUGCUCCAAGGAUCGAACCUCAAUUGAAGAUUUUGAAAUAAUUAAACCUAUCAGUAGAGGGGCUUUUGGACGAGUCUUCCUGGCUAGGAAAAGGGCAACUGGUGACUUAUUUGCCAUAAAGGUUUUAAAAAAGGCUGACAUGAUUCGUAAGAAUGCUGUAGAAAGUAUCUUAGCUGAACGUGACAUCUUAAUAUCUGUUCGCAAUCCCUUCGUGGUCCGCUUUUUCUACUCUUUCACCUGUAGGGAAAAUCUUUAUCUGGUGAUGGAGUACUUAAAUGGAGGGGAUCUUUUUUCAUUGCUUAAGAGUUUAGGCUGCUUGGAUGAAGACAUGGCACGAAUAUAUAUAGCAGAGCUUGUGCUUGCUUUGGAGUACAUGCAUUCCUUAAAUGUCAUUCAUAGAGACUUGAAGCCAGACAACUUGUUGAUAGGUCCAGAUGGCCACAUCAAGUUGACAGAUUUUGGGCUUUCAAAAGUUGGUCUCAUCGACAGCACUGAUGACUUAUCAGGUCCAUUAGCAAGCAAUACGGCUUUUAUUGCUGAGGAUAAGCCAAAAGCCACAGCAAUAUCGUCUGCCAAAAGAGAAGAACGGCAAAAGCAUUCAGUAGUAGGCACCCCUGACUAUUUGGCACCAGAGAUACUCCUGGGGAUGGGACAUGGUGCAACAGCUGAUUGGUGGUCUGUUGGUGUUAUUCUUUAUGAGCUUCUUGUAGGUAUUCCACCUUUUAAUGCAGAACAUCCACAGCAAAUUUUCAACAAUAUCAUGAACAGAGACAUUCCCUGGCCCAAGGUACCAGAGGAAAUGAGUUAUGAAGCACAUGACUUGAUUGACAAAUUGCUAAUUGAAAGCCCGGUUCAGAGAUUAGGUGCAACAGGUUCUAAAGAGGUAAAAGCACAUCCGUUUUUUAAGGAUAUCAACUGGGACACACUGGCUAGGCAGAAGGCUGCAUUUGUACCGUCAGCUGAACCCCAUGACACUAGUUAUUUUAUGAGCCGUUAUAUUUGGAAUCCCGAGGAUGAAAGUGUGCAUGGUGGUAGUGAUUUUGAUGACAUGUUCGAUACUGGCAGCACUUCCUGCAGCAGCAGUUCAAACAGCAACUUACAAGAUGAAGAUGGUGAUGAAUGUGGCAACUUGGCUGAUUUUAGUGCUCCAUCCGCUGAUGUGAAGUAUUCAUUCAGUAAUUUCUCAUUCAAGAACUUGUCUCAGUUGGCUUCUAUCAAUUAUGAUUUGCUUAUAAAGAGUGCCAAAGAAUCAAUUGAAGCUGACAAAACAUAGACUCCGUGACAAAAGACGGUGGCAGAUCGAAUUUUUGCUCUGAAUUCCCUUCUUGCUGCCAGUAUCAGAUUGGAUGACAACCAGGUUGAUCCUGAUUUGAAGAUCUCUGAACUGCUGGCCACCACAAGGACCCCCAGGUAACAAAAAUCAGUUCAUCUUUUGGCAAAAAUUCCACGUCCCACAGGUACUGAAGCAGGAGAGUACUUGGCAGUUUUGGUCUUUAAUUCCGUACUCCUGGACAUUCAACACCAAAAGAAGGACGCCGAAUGCUCUAAAGAUGGUUCGCCCUAACCAAAGAGCAUCAAUCCCUUUUCUUUCUCUCUUUCUCGCUGUUUGUAUUCCCUUUUCUCUGUGGCAGCGAAGUUUUGUUUA